ACUUUUGAUCGGCCACGUAAAGAAAGUGCCAGUCAGUCGGUACCUUGUAUAUGUGUUUGUAGGUGAUACCCAGCGUCCCAAGACACCGACGUACAGCUCCACGAGCCCUCGUCAUGAAUUAUUAGAUUUCAUGAAUUUGUGGACCAGGGCACCAUUUAAUGGUCAUCCAACGAUGGCGUAGGUUUCACGGACAUGACCACUGUCUUCACUUUUAUCUAAAGUGACAUCAUGCCGCGUCGGAAGAAGGAACUUCAAUCAAGUGAUGAUGAUGACACAAAAAUUCAAAAACCUCUUCAAAGGAAUGCAGCAAAUGCGCGUGAACGGUCACGCAUGCGAAUACUCAGUAAAGCGUUUGUGAAAUUGAAAACUACCCUACCUUGGGUACCCGCUGACACGAAACUAUCUAAGCUGGACACUCUCCGUCUCGCAUCUAGUUACAUCGCUCACCUUCAACAGGUACUGGACACAGAGGAGGAGGAAGGGGCAGAAUUACCCUCAUUCCAUCCCCUUAACCUGACCUGGCCAUUCAGUUUUACCGGAGGAAAGACGAGUCCAAGUUCAGAUGGCAAGUCUCCUGAUCACAUGAAAUCCCACAUGGACCACGAUGAUAUGUCCAACUGCAGUGACAUGUUGAUAUGACGUCACUUCCGGCAGAGGAAGGAAGGAGACACAUGACAAUGAACGAUAUAAAAAGGUGUGAAUUAAGACCUGAAAUCCAUGUCGGCCGACUACAGUUAUAUACAAACAAGACAAUUCAAUGUUAACACUGUUUAAGGCUGUGGAAACUGUUAUUUAUUACUACUCAUUGAAAAUGAAUAUAAUCUAGAAUUAAUACAUUAUAA
Molecule: messenger RNA, 842 nt
Organism: Ylistrum balloti
Lineage: Eukaryota; Metazoa; Mollusca; Bivalvia; Pectinida; Pectinidae
Product: transcription factor 21-like
Exons: 2
Coding region: 229-639 (136 amino acids)
Biological process (GO): regulation of transcription by RNA polymerase II; developmental process
Molecular function (GO): RNA polymerase II transcription regulatory region sequence-specific DNA binding; DNA-binding transcription factor activity, RNA polymerase II-specific; protein dimerization activity
Source: RefSeq, a predicted model, not a curated record